Elgaria multicarinata webbii is the source of this 1494-nucleotide messenger RNA. RefSeq names its product growth arrest and DNA damage inducible alpha (gene GADD45A). The coding region runs from base 16 to 846 and encodes 276 amino acids. The record is from RefSeq and is a predicted model, not a curated record. Gene Ontology annotation, biological process: regulation of cell cycle. The transcript is spliced from 4 exons. Gene Ontology annotation, cellular component: nucleus; cytoplasm. NCBI's taxonomy places the organism in Eukaryota, Metazoa, Chordata, Lepidosauria, Squamata, Anguidae.
CUCAGACUGCGCUCGAUGCUGUUGUGGGGAGGGCUGCAGCGGGCCGUGGAAAGGGACCGGGCGGCGUGCGCGGGGUUCUGCAAGCGUCGUGCGAGGCAAAGGAAGGCAGAAGGCAGAAGGGGGCUUGGAGCGAAGUGCAACGGCGGCGGCGGCGGCAGCAGCAGCAGCGCCUGCAGCGGGGUCAGCGCUGGUGGAUUGAUCGACCCUGAGACACGCACCGCAGGUUCGCGCGGGGACAGCCGGAGCGGAGCGCCGCAGCCCGCCCGCCAGGAAGGAGAAGCAGCCGAGAGGAGGAAUAGGGCCAGGCGCCCGGUUCCAGCUGCCUCCCUCCCUCAUCCCCUCUUUGCAGAGACCUCCAGCCGCAACAUGACUCUGGAAGAGCUCGCUGGGGAGCAUCAGACAUUUGGAAGCAUGGAGAAGGUAGGGGAUGCGCUGGAAGAAGUCCUGAGCAAAGCCCUGACUCAGAGAAGCGUCACGGUUGGGGUGUAUGAGGCUGCCAAACUGCUAAAUGUGGAUCCAGAUAAUGUGGUUCUUUGUCUGUUGGCAGCGGAUGAGGAAGACAAUCAGGAUGUGGCUUUACAAAUUCACUUCACCCUGAUCCAAGCUUUUUGCUGUGAGAAUGACAUUAACAUACUUCGAGUGAGUAACCCAAGCCGGCUCGCGGAGCUGCUGCUCUUGGGGCCAAGCGGAGGAGGCGAGCAGCCUGCAGACCUGCACUGCGUACUCGUGACAAAUCCACAUGCUUCUCAGUGGAAGGAUCCAGCCCUAAGUCAGCUGAUUUGCUUUUGCCGGGAAAGCCGCUACAUGGAUCAGUGGGUCCCAGUGAUUAACCUUCCUGAACGGUGACGGCACAUGAAUGAAGCUGAACUGUAUAGAAAAAUUGCACUGAAGUUUUAAAAUACUUUAGUAGUUUGCUCAGGAGGUAAUUUCCCAGCCUGGCACAAGGAUUACAAUAACUGUGAUAUCAAGUGGGUAGGUUGAGGUUGAACUACACAUUGUGUGAAACUGAAGGAUGUUUGACUUCGCUGAUGGAAAAUGAUGGACUUGAAAGCAGAAGUUGCGUUGAGGGAGCAAUAGGGAGUCAUUGGAGGAAGUUGGAGCUCUACAAGAAGGUUGUGAAAGCAGUGUGAUGGAGUUCCUUUCAGAACACACCAAAUGCCCUUUGUUGGAGUUGAAAAAGAGCAAUUUUUAGUUUUCGUUUUAAAAUACUUUACAUUUGCAAGAGCUAAAAAAACGGGGGGUUCAUCAUUCUUAAAACUUUUCUAUUUUGUUUCAACAUGCUGAUUUCCUAAGUUUUUAUUCUAGGAAAUAUUAAGUUAUUUUAUGAUACCAAUGAAAGAUUUAUUUAUGCUAGGGAUUUUGAAGAGCAUCUUGCGUGCACCACUUGUAUUAAAAUGUUUGAACUGCUACCUUUUAAUAAAUUGUUUGAAAUUGGACUGUGUUCGCUCAAAUAAAGAUGUAAAAGCCACAGAAAGCCAGUGUUUUUGCUUUUGU